This is a messenger RNA of Brassica rapa (field mustard), 1999 nucleotides long. Its product is annotated as trihelix transcription factor ASIL2. The record is from RefSeq and is a predicted model, not a curated record. Lineage: Eukaryota; Viridiplantae; Streptophyta; Magnoliopsida; Brassicales; Brassicaceae.
UCAAAAAGGUUGUCUUUAUUAAAAUACUACUAGUUUAAAACUAUUGGAAAUAAAUAAUCAUAAAAAUCAUACAUUUAUUAUCAAAUUUAAUGCAUUUUAAAAUUCAUGAAGCACAAAAAUACAUUUUUAGAAACAAAGAGAAUACUAUAGAGAUAAAAUAGCAAUUUGUUGGAAAUGCACUUAUGCUUAAAAAUACUUUCCUAUAGAAGAGGCUGAUGGUGUAUAUUAAUGGGCCUGGGCCUAUAUUUUUAUCCCACUUCUUAUUUCAUAAAUGGAGUUUAAUCGUCUUAAAUCAACAAUCAUAAGACUAUAGUAAAUGAUUUGCUACAAAGAAAAAAAUGUGAGAGAGGUAGGGAGGUUAAUAAAGAGGAAGACGCCAAGUAUAAGCCACCUACCGGUCCCGUCAUACACGGCUCACGUUAGCCUUGUUCCAACCAUGAAUACGGUGGCGUGUUGGCUUGGUCCUCGAAACCAACCACUUUCUUCUCUUUCAUCUUCCAGUAUUAUAAUUCCACGUGUCGUUAUCAUCCUCCACGACGGUGCCCCCACCACCCUCCGCCACCACCGCAUAAAGCCUUUUCCUUUAUUAUUUACCAAACUCUGCUAAUGCACGCUUCUAUCUAACACCUUAUCCUCCGCCCUCCACCAUUAUCAUGCGCCUCUCCUCCACUUUCUCUCUCCCCCUUAUCUCCUCAUUAUUACGUUGAAGUCGCCGCCGCGUAAAUCCAUCGAAUCACAACCGUUUCUCUGCACGAGAUCUGACAUUAUUUUAAAAUCCUCAAGCUCUGAUCUUCUCCGGUCUUGUCUGAACCGAUCCAUGUCUGAUCCAGAUUCUCCGUUAGAACAAGUUCCGUUACCGGUGCGUAACAAAUCGCCUCCGCCGCAACCGGACGAUUCCGUUACCGAUCUGACGAUCGCCUCCACCCCCGCGGCGGUGGCGACCAAGAACUCUAGGCGCUUGCCUCCGCCGUGCUGGUCUCUGGAGGAGACGAUCGCGCUCAUCGACGGCUACCGUGACAAAUGGCACGCGCUCAACCGCGGGAACCUCAAGGCGAAUCACUGGGAGGAAGUCGCGGAAGCCGUCGCCGGUAACUGCCCCGGCGUGACGCCGAAGAAAACCGCCGUUCAGUGCCGGCACAAGAUGGAGAAGCUGAGGAAAAGGUACCGCACGGAGAUCCAGCGAGCGAGAUCUGUGCCGGUGGCGAGGUUUGUAUCGUCUUGGGUCCAUUAUAAGCGAAUGGAAGCCAUGGAGGAUCGCCCGGAGAGCAAGCCCGGCGGCGGAGACGAGGAAAGAGACGAGCUUUACGGCGGAGGAGGUUCUGUCGGGAGGUCAACGCCGAGGUUCUUCAACAGGAAUGGUACCGCCGGAGGGAGUAGCAGCAGCGGUGGGAUCAGAAUUCGGAUUCCGACUGGAGUGAGUAUAGCUCAGCCGGGGCCGAGGUUUCCCGGUAAGAUCGAUCCGAAAUACACGGCGAGUGCAAGUUCAAGACUUGGUCGUGGUGUCGGAGGAGGAACCAGUUAUGGAGCUAGGGGUGUGAGAAUUCAAGAAGGAGGAGGGGGAGGAGAAGAGAGAGCUGGGAAACGAGGGAGGGAGAUGAUGAUGAUGAUGACGACGGAGGAGGGGGAGGAGGAAGAGGAGUCUGAUGAUCCAAUGGUGGAGAUAGCGAGUGCGAUCAAGCUACUUGGGGAUACGUUGUUGAGAACAGAGGAGAAGAAGAUGGAGAUGACGAGAGAGAUAGAAGCGAUGAGGAUGGAAAUGGAGAUGAAGAGGACCAAGAUGAUAUUGGAAUCUCAACAACGAAUCGUUGAGGCGUUUGCUAAAAGCAUGUCUGAAAAUUUGGAGGAGAAGAAGAAGAAAGCUAGAAGAGUUUCUUCCUUACCCCCAUGACUCUUGAAUCUUAUGUUUUGUUUUUAACAUCUCAUUAAUGUUAAUGUAUGUUGAACUUUAUGUUAUAAAGUAGAGAGUUUUAAAGCUUAUCUAAUUGCUAUAAUUUAUCCA